AUGGACACUAAUGUGGACACGUUACUGGACGCAGUUGGCGACUUCGGCGUCUACCAGAAGAUCAUGUUCGCCCUGCUAUGCAUUCCGGCAUGCAUUUCUGGCGGUUGGACAGCUUUCAGCCAUGUGUUCAUCGUUGCCAGUCCGAGACAUGUGUGCAAAUCAUGGUUUUCGGACGUCCUGUCAUGCUACCAGCAACCUGUCGGCCGGAACGAGUCCUUAUGGAACGAUACCAUUGGAUUGACAGCAUGCGAGUACGACUUGGUGUGCGAAAGAAGCGAAUGGCCGGCGAUGAUCGGCAUGGCAUACUACGCAGGCAGUUUCUGCGGUAACAUACUGUUCGGCUUGAUCGCAGACAAGUAUGGAAGGAAAAAAUGCCUGCUGACAAUCCUGCUCAACCACAUCAUCUCAAACGUUGCUUCCAUAUUUGCGCCAAACGUGUACGUUUAUGCCGCGCUGCGGUUCCUGGUCGGAGCUACUCAUGACGCUUUUUACGGCAUCCCGUUUAUUUUGAGUAAGCAGCACAGAGAAAGUAUGAGGAAGUUUGACUCUGGUGCCCGUAUCAUGGCAGAUUACUUGCCAAUGCGAUUACAUGCCAUGGCCAUAUGUUUUUUAACGACUUAUGUACUCAACUCGAACUUAAGGUUGUUGCCCGAAUCUCCAAGAUGGCUCAUUACGUGCGGCAAAAGCGCCGAGGCGGCGAAGCUACUGACAAAAAUAGCCGGAAACGUUGAUACUACGGGGAAACCAGUAAAGUGGCGAUUUUCAGACUGCUUUCAGCUGUUUCGACGACCUAACAUGCGAAUCAAAACGCUGCUGAUUACCUACAUAUGGUUUAUGAACGACCUCGUAUAUAGCGGAAUGAUGUAUAACAUCCCGAACCUCCAACUGGACAACUAUCUUACAUUCUCUUUGAAUGGCCUCGUCGAAAUACCGGCGUACUUUGUCAGCUGGGCCCUGGUUAACCGACUUGGAAGAAGGAAACCGCUCUGCGCCAUGCUGACACUAACAGCUGUCGCCUGCUUUAUAGCCAUUUGCUUACCUGAAGGUUACACGUGGACGGUCAUGCACGGCGUACUAGCAGUCCUUGCCAGGUUCUUCGUCUCGAUUUCUUUUGCAACAAUUUGCGUCUUCUUCAAUGAACUUUAUCCUACAAGUUUACGAGGCAUUGGAAUGGGACUGACAACGAUGGUCACCAGCGUCGGAAUGAUCUUUGCACCAUACAUGGUCCAUUACCAUCGCAUACUGCCGCUGCUGUUAAUGGGGCUGUUUUCGGCUUCCGCCUCCAUCCUAGCUCCGAUACUACCGGAAACGGCUCACAUAGAGCUUCCUCAGACCGUCGAAGACGCCGAACAUCUGCCGGUUAAAUGCUACAUCUGUACCACGACUGGAAGACGAGAACAAAUGCAGCAGUUUACUGAUCAAAAACCGACAGCUUAG
Molecule: messenger RNA, 1437 nt
Organism: Soboliphyme baturini
Lineage: Eukaryota; Metazoa; Nematoda; Enoplea; Dioctophymatida; Soboliphymatidae
Source: the annotation of a GenBank genome assembly